AAGCACCAGCAUAAUUUCCUCUGCAAACUCCUCCUGUACAUCUUUCACUUAGAGAAUACUCACAAAUUCUUUUGUCCCUCCGUGAUAAACCUUCAGAAAAAUGGGUAUUCAUAUGCCUCGGAUCAUUCAAGCAAGACAGAUACUAAAACGGUCUUUGUCAAAUGGAACCCGCACAACAGAAACGGAUCUACCGAAAGGAUAUUUUGCAGUUUAUGUUGGAGAGCAAGAAAAGAAGCGUUUUGUGAUUCCUGUGUCAUUGUUAAGCCAGCCUUCAUUUCAGGACUUAUUACGUGAGACGGAGGAAGAGUUUGGAUAUGACCAUCCAAUGGGCGGCCUAACAAUCCGGUGUAGUGAGCAGACAUUCUAUGAUCUUGCAAGUGGCCUGGGAGCAUUUUGAAGUCAACUGACAUCAUUCUGUUUGAUAACACUUUUUUGUAAAGCACGGAUCACAUACCGUUUUGCAACAUGCGAGACUGAGUCACUUGUCCCAGUUGUAUAAAAUAUGAAUUUUGACUUGUUUGGAACACCAUGUAUAUUUUUUGACGAUAUAGGUUUACACUUGAAGGAGAAAUAAAAUUCAUUGUCAAUAUUUAAGAAAAAACCGAAGUGUCUGCUCAAUUUCAAAAAAGAAGUAUCAAUAUAGCUAGGAAUAUCACCGAUGUGCGAAACUAAAAUCAAACAUCAAGGUGUGUUUCAUUUUCCUGUUGGUAACGAUCAAAAUGCAUAAUACGGAUUAAACAUACUAUUUCUACGGGUGUUCUAUGAUUCUCACUUUAUGUCAUUAUGCAACAAUUUUGCAUAUUAAUUAGUUGUGGUAAGAAAAAUUGCAUAGAUUUAUCAUAGGACUCAUUGGCUUUAAUUUACGCGAUCCUAUGGUGUGUAAGUAAUUACAAGAAUAGUUAAAAACUGUUAUAACUCUAUUCGUAUAUCCAAUCACUAGUUCGUUGUUAAUACGAAGGAGUAGUUUUCAA
Lactuca sativa (garden lettuce) is the source of this 971-nucleotide messenger RNA. Its product is annotated as auxin-responsive protein SAUR21. Gene Ontology annotation, biological process: response to auxin. The record is from RefSeq and is a predicted model, not a curated record. Lineage: Eukaryota; Viridiplantae; Streptophyta; Magnoliopsida; Asterales; Asteraceae.